Molecule: messenger RNA, 2565 nt
Organism: Octodon degus (degu)
Lineage: Eukaryota; Metazoa; Chordata; Mammalia; Rodentia; Octodontidae
Product: cytochrome P450 1A1
Exons: 8
Coding region: 275-1825 (516 amino acids)
Biological process (GO): progesterone metabolic process; hormone biosynthetic process
Molecular function (GO): steroid 17-alpha-monooxygenase activity; heme binding; iron ion binding
Source: RefSeq, a predicted model, not a curated record
CACCCUCAGUCUGAAGGUGACAGAACUUGGAGCCUCCCGUCCUCCUUGGGGUCCCUGCCCCAGAGACUGCUUUUCUCAGCUUAGCACCUCACUGCCGCGGAGGUUUGGGGAUCUAGUGUGUUUUGGGAUCCAGCCCCUUCAGGAAGCUCCCCUGCGCCUGGAAUCAUGCAUCUCUCCCGCGGGGAGACCUGCCUGGAAGAUUGUGAAUUUCCUCAAAGAGGCAGCUGCCUCGAAGAUCCUGACAUUAAUUGUGUUUUCUGUGUCUGAACUCCCAAUGUCCACCUCAGCUGUGGAGCUGCUCUUGGCUGCCGCUGUCUUCUGCUUGGUUCUCUGGCUGAUCCGAGCCUCUAGCUCUCGGGUCCCCAAAGGCCUGAAGAGCCCCCCAGGGCCCUGGGGGUGGCCUCUGAUUGGGCAUGUGCUGACCCUGGGCAAGAAUCCACACCUGGCACUGGCCAAGCUGAGUGCACGCUAUGGGAAUGUGCUCCAGAUUCGUAUGGGUACCACUCCUGUGGUAGUGCUGAGCGGCCUAGACACCAUCCGCCAGGCCUUGGUGCGGCAGGGCGAUGACUUCAAGGGCCGGCCGGACUUCUACAGCUUCACCUUCGUCUCUGAUGGUGACAGCAUGACGUUCACCCCAGAUUCUGGCCCUGUGUGGGCUGCCCGCAGGCGUCUGGCACAGGAUGCCCUGAAGAGUUUCUCCUUGGCCUCAGAUCCGGCUUCUGCAUCCUCCUGCUAUUUGGAGGAACAUGUGAAGAAGGAGGCUGAGUAUCUUAUCAAUAAGUUUCAGGAGCUCAUGACAGGGCCUGGGCACUUUGACCCCUACAGAUAUGUGGUGGUCUCAGUGGCCAAUGUCAUCGCUGCCAUAUGCUUUGGGCAGCGCUAUGACCAUGACAACCAAGAGCUGCUUGAUUUAAUUGACCUGAAUGAUGAAUUUGGGGAGGUGACUGGCUCCGGAAGCCCAGCUGACUUCAUCCCUAUCCUCCGAUACUUUCCCAACUCUGCCAUGGAUGCCUUCAAGGCGCUGAAUAGGAAGUUCUCUGUCUUCAUACAAAAGGUGGUCAAGGAGCACUACAAAACAUUUGAGAAGGGUCAUAUCCGGGACAUCACAGACAGCCUGAUAGAGCACUGUCAGGACAGGAAACUGGAUGAGAAUGCCAAUAUUCUGCUUUCAGACCGCAAGAUCGUUAACAUUGUUAUGGACCUCUUUGGAGCUGGUUUUGACACAGUCACAACUGCCAUCUCCUGGAGCCUCCUAUAUCUGGUGACGAACCAAAGGAUACAGAGAAAGAUCCAGGAGGAGCUGGACGCUGUGAUUGGCAGAGAGCGGUGGCCCCGGCUCACUGACCGACCCCAGCUGCCCUACAUGGAAGCCUUCAUCCUAGAGGUCUUCCGACAUUCCUCCUUUGUGCCCUUCACCAUCCCACACAGCACCACAAGAGACACAAAUUUGAGUGGCUUUUACAUCCCCAAGGGGUGCUGUAUUUUUGUGAACCAGUGGCAGAUUAACCAUGACCAGAAACUGUGGGGGGACCCAUCUGUAUUCCGGCCAGAACGUUUUCUCUCCCUGGAUGGCACUGUGGACAAGGCACUGAGUGAGAAAGUGACUCUCUUUGGCUUGGGCAAGCGCCGAUGCAUUGGGGAGAUCAUUGGCCGCUGGGAGGUCUUUCUUUUCCUGGCCAUUCUGCUGCACCAACUAGAAUUCAGCAUAUCACCAGGAGGGAAGGUGGACAUGACCCCUAUCUAUGGUCUGACUAUGAAACAUCCCCGAUGCCAGCACUUCCAGGCACAGCUACGUCCUUCUGUCCUUCAAUGCCACGAAGCCUAGAUCUGUCUACCUGGUCUGUGUGAGGACUAGAUUGGGGCUUCAGCCUGAAACUCAUAGACUCUUGGGGAAUCAUGCCAGCCCUCUAACCCAGCUUGCCACUCUGCAUUUUAAACAGAUGAUGGGGACAGCAGAGGAACACAGGAGCCCAUGGGGCUUCUGCAGAGCAGCCUGAGCUGGGAGCCCUGCAGGCUUAUGUCUUUCAGCCUUGGGGAGCCUCUGAAGAGCUCUCUGCAAGUCUCUGGGACUAACAACUGCCAGGCUGGAGAAACACUUCUUUCCUUUUUUUUUUUUUUUCUUUUUUUCAGUACUAGGGAUUGAACUGAGGACCUUGUGUUUGUCAGGUAGGCACUUAAGCUGCUGAGCUAUAUCCCCAGCCCCUGGAGAAUCAUUUCAAGCAGGCGAUACCAGGACCUGUGGAUCAGCUUCCUGAAGCAAGGGAAGAGCCAUCCUAGGAAACUGGCACAGAUGUAGCAUCGCCAUUUGCCCUAGGUUGAGUGAUGUGCUCCCAUGGGCUGGUGACUCCAUGCCUAGGGGAAUCACAUUUCUCUUCCCUGCCUCCAGGCAGUAAUAAACAGGGAUGCAUUCUAGCCUUGUAAGGCCUUUGUGCCUGUGCAUGGUGUGGCUGAGACUUGCAUCUAAGAGGAAGGACCAGGGCUGGCAUGAAGGAAUAUUUCACUUACCUUUCACUGAUAUCCCUUAUCUAUACUCCAUGUAAUUUUUUUUUGUAUGUGAUACUAGGC